ACCACGGAGACAGAGUCACAGCUCACAACCACUCUCCAUCGAGGCCCCAGUUUCAGCUUACAACCACUCUCCAUCGAGGCCCCAGUUUGCCCGGCGUCCCCGGGUUUCGGCAGCAAGGAACACGCUCUCACCGCCGGCCGGACGUGUCGCCUCGGAUCAGCGCUUUGGCCCAGUCAAAAUUUGACAAAAUAAGCACAGAAAAUUCCAAAAAUACAAGAAAAAAGCUGGGAAACCCAAAGAAAAAAUACUCCCAAAAUGACCAGAGAAUAAAAAAAGUAAAAACCAAAUCAGCCGAGCCCAUUCGAGUUCACGACUAGUAGAUUAUAAGCAGAGCAGCCCGAGGCGACGAGAUGUGGAAGUGGAAGAAGAAGCUGGGCCAUAUCCUCUCCCGUUUGCUCACCUUCAAGCCCGCCCGGCCCAGGCCCAGCCCUUCGCCUCCCCGCAUCUCGAUCCCGCCGCAAGACAUGCCAAACGGCGGCGACCGCCCGCCGGGGGGGCAGGUGUUCCCGCGCGCGGCGUCCACGGUGCUCCCGGACCCGGUCCGCUUCUUCGCGCCGGGGCUCCUCUCCGCGCCGCUCCCCACCAACUCUUUCUUCCAGAACUUCGCGCUCAACAACGGCGACCAGCCGGAGUACAUCCACCCGUACUCCGUCCGCUCCGCCGGCGCCGCGCUCACCGUCUGCUACCCGACGCGGAACCACUCCCCUGCCUUCGUCAUCCAGACCUUCGUCGCUGACCUUACCGUCUCCUCGCCUUCGGACGCCGCCGCCGGCGGGCGGCACCGCAUCGCGGCGUUCGACGACCUCUCCGUCACGCUCGACGUCUCCCCGUCCCUCCGCGCGCACCUCGUCCGCGGAUGCCCCUACGUCACUCUGACGACGGCCGAGGGGGCCGGCCCCGUGGACAUCUCCGUCGCGUCCGUCCACGCCUUCAUCGAGGUCGCGCCCUGCGGCGAGUCGGACACCAAGUGGCGCCUUCGGAUGAACAGCGGCCAGACCUUUCUCCUCUACGCGUCAGCGCCGAUCCAACUCGCGCAGGCCAGCACCACGCAGCUCUCGGCGCCCGGCUUCGCCGGCGCCAUCCGGGUCGCCUACCUGCCGGACGCGUCCACGGAGCCGGUUCUUGACCGGUACAGCGGGUGCUUCCCGAUGGCGGGGGAGGCCGCGCUGAACAGGCCGUUCUGCCUCGAGUACACCUGGCGCAAGGAGGGGCCGGGGGAGCUGCUCAUGCUCGCCCACCCGCUCCACCUCCGGCUGCUCUCCGACGACUGCCCCGUCCGGGUGCUCAACGACUUCCGGUACCGGAGCAUCGACGGCGACCUGGUCGGCGUCGUCGGCGAUUCCUGGUUCCUGAGGACCGACCCGGUGUCUCCCACAUGGCACUCGACGCGCGGCGUCAGCCAGGACGGCGUGGACGAGGUCGUGGCCGCGCUGCGCAAGGACGUGGACGGCCUCGCCUCCACGCAGAUCACCACCACCUCGUCCUACUUCUACGGGAAGGCGAUCGCCAGGGCGGCGAGGCUGGCGCUGAUCGCCGAGGAGGUCGGGUGCCCCGACGUCAUCCCGGCGGUGCAGAGUUUCUUGAAGGCCACCGUCACGCCAUGGCUGGACGGCAGCUUCCAGGGGAACGGGUUCUUCUACGACUCCAAAUGGGGCGGCCUUGUCACGCUGCAGGGGCUCAAGGACUCCGGCGCGGACUUCGGGUUCGGCAUUUACAAUGACCACCACUACCAUCUGGGGUACUUCCUAUACGCCAUUGCUGUGCUCGCCAAGAUCGACCCGUGCUGGGGGAGGGAGUACAUGCUUCAGGCCUACUCCAUGGUCGCCGAUUUCAUGACAUUGUCGCGCAAGGCUGGCUCAAGCUUCACCAGGCUGCGGAUGUUCGACCUCUGGAAGCUUCACUCCUGGGCCGGCGGACUCACAGAGUUCGCCGACGGGCGCAACCAGGAGAGCACAAGCGAGGCCGUGAACGCCUACUACUCAGCCGCGCUCCUCGGCCUGAGCUACGGCGACACGCACCUCAUCUCUGUCGGCACGACACUGACUGCGUUCGAGAUGCUGGCGGCGCAGACGUGGUGGCACGUCCGGGAGGGCGAGGGCAUCUACGAGGACGACUUCAGCGGCAACAACCGCGUCAUGGGCGUGCUGUGGGCGAACAAGCGCGACAGCGGGCUCUGGUUCGCGCCGCCGGAGUGGAAGGAGUGCAGGCUGGGCAUCCAGCUCCUGCCGGUCCUGCCGAUCAGCGAGGCCCUGUUCCCGGACACCGCUUUCGUGAAGGACCUGGUGAGCUGGACCAUGCCGGCAUUAUCGAGGGACGGCGUCGGCGAGGGGUGGAAGGGCUUCGUGUACGCGCUUGAGGGGAUCUACAACAAGGAGUCGGCGCUGGCCAAGACCCGGGCGCUCACGGGCUACGACGACGGCAACUCGCUGACGAACCUGCUGUGGUGGCUCCACAGCCGCAGGAGCGUCGUCGGCGAUGGCGCUGCCGGGUUCGGCCGGUGCUGCUGGUACCGCCAGUACUGCCAUUGAGGGCGUGGUUCUUCGUUGUGGUUUACGCACACAUCACGAUGCUACACUUUGAUGCCGUUUUACUUGAAUAAAAGUGGUUAUUACCGUGA
Molecule: messenger RNA, 2617 nt
Organism: Phragmites australis (common reed)
Lineage: Eukaryota; Viridiplantae; Streptophyta; Magnoliopsida; Poales; Poaceae
Product: glucan endo-1,3-beta-D-glucosidase 1-like
Exons: 2
Coding region: 351-2528 (725 amino acids)
Molecular function (GO): endo-1,3(4)-beta-glucanase activity
Source: RefSeq, a predicted model, not a curated record